GCGGCGCCUGCGCAUCCGCGCGCCCGGCCUGGGCCGCGGGCCCGGCGCGGGCGCCAUGAAGCUGCUGCGGCGCGCGUGGCGGCGGCGGGCGGCGCUGGGCCUGGGCGCGCUGGUGCUGUGCGGGGCGGCGCUGCUCUACCUGGCGCGCUGCGCGUCCGAGCCCGGGGACUCCCGGGCGGCGCCGGGCCGCGGCCCCCAGCCCCCCGCGCCCGCGCGCGCCGCCGCCUUCCUGGCCGUGCUGGUGGCCAGCGCGCCCCGCGCCGCCGAGCGCCGCAGCGUGGUCCGCAGCACGUGGCUGGCGCGGCGCGGGGCCCCGGGCGACGUGUGGGCGCGCUUCGCCGUGGGCACCGCCGGCCUGGGCGCCGAGGAGCGGCGCGCCCUGGAGCGCGAGCAGGCGCGGCACGGGGACCUGCUGCUGCUGCCCGCGCUGCGCGACGCCUACGACAACCUCACGGCCAAGGUGCUGGCCAUGCUGGCCUGGCUGGACGAGCACGUGGCCUUCGAGUUCGUGCUCAAGGCGGACGACGACUCCUUCGCGCGGCUGGACGCGCUGCUGGCGGAGCUGCGCGCCCGCGACCCCGCGCGCCGCCGCCGCCUCUACUGGGGCUUCUUCUCGGGCCGCGGGCGCGUCAAGCCCGGGGGCCGCUGGCGCGAGGCCGCCUGGCAGCUCUGCGACUACUACCUGCCCUACGCGCUGGGCGGCGGCUACGUGCUCUCGGCCGACCUGGUGCGCUACCUGCGCCUCAGCCGCGACUACCUGCGCGCCUGGCACAGCGAGGACGUGUCCUUGGGCGCCUGGCUGGCGCCGGUGGACGUGCAGCGCGAGCACGACCCGCGCUUCGACACCGAGUACCGCUCCCGCGGCUGCAGCAACCAGUACCUGGUGACGCACAAGCAGAGCCUGGAGGACAUGCUGGAGAAGCACGCGACGCUGGCGCGGGAGGGCCGCCUGUGCAAGCGCGAGGUGCAGCUGCGCCUGUCCUACGUCUACGACUGGUCCGCGCCGCCCUCGCAGUGCUGCCAGAGGAGGGAGGGCAUCCCCUGAGCCGCCAACGCCGCCCGGCCCUCUGGGCGCCCGCCUCACCCCGUUGCGCCGGGGGGCGGAUGCCGGGGGGCGCGCCUCGCCUGGGUCCCAGCGCCCCCGUCCCGCGGCCACGCCGGUGGUCGCUGCGUGCGUCUCGACCCGCGUUUGGGAGACCCCCUGGGGGUCGCCGGGACAGCGCGCCGUGUCCGGGGCAGGUGCCCCCCGUUCCUGGACCUCAGCGGGCCUGAGCCCGGCCGGCUGCACCCUGAGCCGCUGACCCCGUGCCGUCCCCGACCGGCGCGCUGGACUCCGUCUUCUGCGUCUCGUCAGUGGCGUUUCUCCCGUGUGCGUCUAAGACAGAGUGGUUUCACUUCGGUUCGCUUUAAUGGUGUUUUGGUCUCUGUCUCUGUCCAGUGACUUCGUGGUAAAUAUAACUCGGUGUUCACUUGUGACUUAUUUACUGUAAGUUUGUGUCGAAGUAAGAUUAAGUUGGCAGCGUGCUGGUCUCGGUAUUUUUUACAUGAUUUAAGGAAAGACUUUUAUGUCAGAACUUGGCGUUUGUGGGUAAUGCGUUUGUACCGCUUGUACCAUCAGCUCCGCGUGUGUUUAAAGAAACGCAGGAGAACUUUAAAACUGGGCAUUUGUCUUUUCGGGUUACACGUCAUUGUUUCUUUCUGAAGAGACUUUCCUUUUAAGGCUUCCCGUGGCCGCAGAGAGCCGGUGCUGCUUUGCCCGAGUCCCAGCAAUCGAACCCUUGGGUGCUCACGAGGCUUCCCAAAUUCUGCCUCAAGAGAACCGGAGCAGCCGGCCCGCGCCUCUCACCACCUUCGUGCGUCCUGGGAAGCCGCCUCAUUGACUGAGAGAAGUGAACACUGUAGUCCUUGCCAAAGUAAAAUAAAGUGGCCCCAGGACAAGGGGUGACCAUGAGCCCCAGAGUCCCACUGGGGUUUUGUGUCUGGAGAAUCUGUGUGGUCCCCGCUGUGGCCUUUGCUGUCCUACUUUGGGGCGGGAUCCAGUCUGGAGCGUUAGGGUCACGGUCAGAGCAGGUUCGGGUUCUUUCUGUUUGCAGGAAGCAGUGGUCUCAAGGAGGAAAGAAUGGGGUGGGGGGUGCUCUGUGCUCAGCGAUGUGCACGGUGAUCCUCCCACCCCAGGAGGCACGGGUCGGACCCCAGAGGCGUCCCUAGGUCAGGCAUAAGAGUUCAAGCUCCAAUGAGCCACGUUGAAUCUGGGACUGACGGCCUGUGUGAGCAGGAUGGGGCCCUCCCCUCCCACGGGGGUCCCACACGAACCCAGGGUCUGCCCAUCACGGGUGUCGAGAUCCCUGCCAGCCAAUGUUACUGGGAUGUCUCCUCUGAAGUUUGGAAUUGCUGAGGACCUCACGGACAGUAGAGAGCGGGAUUUGAACCAAGGGCUGGCCCUCCACACCUCGCCCUGCACUGCCCAGCUCUUCGUGCCUCCCCAGAGUUGCCCCGUGGAACGCACAGUGCAAAUGCCCCAAACCCCCCCAUAGAAGGAGUGUAAAAAUCCCGUUUGCCACCACUUCUGACCUACAAAAAUGGAAAUGUAGUGUUUUUCAACCUAAGACAUUAAAUUUUAAAUCAGAACAAA
Molecule: messenger RNA, 2632 nt
Organism: Cebus imitator (Panamanian white-faced capuchin)
Lineage: Eukaryota; Metazoa; Chordata; Mammalia; Primates; Cebidae
Gene: B3GALT6
Product: beta-1,3-galactosyltransferase 6
Exons: 1
Coding region: 56-1045 (329 amino acids)
Biological process (GO): glycosaminoglycan biosynthetic process
Cellular component (GO): membrane
Molecular function (GO): UDP-galactosyltransferase activity
Source: RefSeq, a predicted model, not a curated record